This is a messenger RNA of Schistosoma haematobium, 384 nucleotides long. RefSeq lists its product as uncharacterized. NCBI's taxonomy places the organism in Eukaryota, Metazoa, Platyhelminthes, Trematoda, Strigeidida, Schistosomatidae. The coding region runs from base 1 to 384 and encodes 127 amino acids. The record is from RefSeq and is a predicted model, not a curated record. The transcript is spliced from 6 exons.
AUGUCGUUUAAAUAUUACAGUAGUCAGCUCACAACUUUCUAUUGUUCCCUUUCUGGUGGAAUAAGUAUGCACGGACAAGACAGGUUAGGAUAUAUUAGUCCGUUUCGUUCAGACAAUACAUAUCCUGAAUUUGAGAUUUCGGAUGAGAAGGAAUUACUUGCUGUCAGAUGGUUUAUUAAUAAAGACGUUGAUGGUAAACAGUUUACAGCCAAGGUAACUUGCCUAAUACAUCCAAAUGGGAAGAUAAUGUUGUAUUAUGAUAACAUUCCAACGGAAAUUAAAGAAGUUGAAUGGAAACCGAAAAUCGCCGGUAUAUUUGGAUGUGGAGGAAGAAAUAUUCAGGAAACCGAUACUCCUCGUGAAACUCAAAUUUAUAUCGUUUAG